Molecule: messenger RNA, 1676 nt
Organism: Nymphalis io (European peacock)
Lineage: Eukaryota; Metazoa; Arthropoda; Insecta; Lepidoptera; Nymphalidae
Exons: 6
Coding region: 364-966 (200 amino acids)
Source: RefSeq, a predicted model, not a curated record
CACGCAUCGCUCUCUGCAGCCGACGGAACUCGCGCACUUAUAUCGUCUUAUCGAUACUUUCUGUACUCCAAACGUUAUACAGAGUUCUUAUGUGAUGUGAUAUCUCAUUAUUUAAUGUAAAUAAUCUUGCAAACAAAAAACGAUGCAUCUAUAGCGUUGUGGGCGACAAUCGUCGCAGUGACAGAUUGAUCGGCACUGUCUUUAACAGACUUGAUCCAUGUGCGUCAGUCGGGUAUUGGUGUCCAAGGAGAUAACGUGAUGUGACAACGAUACGUAUUAAAGUGGCAGUGGAAUAGUUUUGUGAAAGUGUGCAGCGAGCGUGAGUGAACAGACGGCUGCCGGCGCGGCCGGCGCCUUGUCACAAUGUUGAAUUGCACCGAUUUGGAAUGCAUCCUGCACCACCACCAUUAUUAUGCCCAUCUACACCAUAUACAUCACUUGCAAAAUGCGCAGGAAUCAGCAAUGUCGGCCGACAGGUCGACGACAGAUAUUCAUGGCUUACUCAACGAUACUGAAUCUGAUCUCACCGGACUGUCACAUGUUGAUGCCCCGAAUGAUGCGAAUUACAUGAUCGGAGGUGUAGUGAUUGCCAUGGCCCUCGUUGGCCUCAUAAUUGUGCUGCUGGCUCUCACAAUCAACAAGCUGCGCAAGCGCGAGGAGCACUCUGCAUCGGUGCACCCAGCCGAAGCUGUGCUCCAAACCGCGCCGCAACAACCGCCUGAGCCUCUUGCCUUUCGUCAGCAGCCCUUGUGGCAGUUCCCACCACCGCUGCCUCCGCCUUACGUCUAUCCUCAUGAUCAGGACAACUUGAUGCAGCCAAUUGGUAACGAGCGGGCGAGUUUUCGCAGUUUACGCAAGAACAUCGGCGGUCGUUGGAAGCGACUCGUGAAAAAGAAGCCCGAACAGGAAGUGUACACGAUCCCGCCUGAGCUCAAACCUCAACUCAAGCAAAUAUAUGUGUACUAAAUACUUCCCAUCGGAAACAAAGGCGUAGAAGCGGGACCUUCAAUGCUGCUAUAAAAUAGACUUCAACCAAACGUUCAAUGGUAUAACCAUUUAUCAAUUCAUAUCUUAGUAACUUAAAACCAUAUCUGUACUCGAACAUAAGUUGAAAGCAUCUUAUCAUGGGUUUUAACCCACUAUAUCUUUGAACAUAUCUCUUCGACCAAUUUUUUCUAAAGACCAAUGAUAACCCUAUUUCAUUCAACACUUCAUUGUGAUUUUAAGCCUAGAUGUAUUAAAUAAGUAUUAGAACAUUGAAGUUUGAGUGUUGUUCUGUUAUUUUUAUAUUUGAAUGUUGAAUUAUGAGUGAUAGUCAAAUGAAUUAGUUUAAUUUUUAAUUUAAAGUUACGAAUGAAAUUAGGAAGAUGCGGUCGCGCAUACUAGUGACGAAAAUCCAAUAAUUAUGAUAAAAGAAGCAGAUGCCUUGAAUGUAAUUUUAAUUAAUUAAGGCAUUUUAUAGGUCAUUAACUUAUUAUAGACGUGGUCGUUUCUGUAGUUGAAUAUCGAUCAAAUAGUGUCAUGAAAUAUAUUCGAUCCAUACACACAUAUGCUAACUUAACAACUUGUGAAAGUGAUUAUAAAAUCUCAUUGUUGGAUACAGUAUUUUAUAUCAAGCAUUUGAGUUGCGAGCGAGACUGAAAUAUUGUUCAAAUUAAUCUAUAUAACGUAACGUA